This is a messenger RNA of Apis mellifera (honey bee), 1495 nucleotides long. RefSeq names its product leucine-rich melanocyte differentiation-associated protein. Lineage: Eukaryota; Metazoa; Arthropoda; Insecta; Hymenoptera; Apidae. The record is from RefSeq and is a predicted model, not a curated record. Gene Ontology annotation, biological process: melanocyte differentiation. The transcript has 5 exons. Bases 101 to 847 code for a protein of 248 amino acids. Gene Ontology annotation, molecular function: protein binding.
AAGAUAUCUUCCUUAAUGGCGGCUUCGUCGCCUCAUUCAAAGUAUUAUCACUCUUAUUAUUUAAUGAUAAUUUCUCAUCGUAUAGUAUCAUAUAUGCAAGAUGGCGGAACAAAGCCAACAAGAUUUUAAUAGAAGUGCGUUGACAGUUCGAUAUGGACGGGUUUGGUAUACAGGACAACGGGCAGAAAAGAUUCCUGGAGGAUUAGUGGGUGUCGUUGGUGAUAAUUGUACAAGUUUAGAUUUGUCUUAUAAUGAACUAACCUCCAUCAUUGCUGUCAAAUACUUCGAAAACCUACAGGAACUGAUACUCGAUAAUAAUAAACUUCGGGAUUUAAAGACAUUACCUCAUAUACAAAAUUUGACCACUCUCAGUUUAAACAAUAACAAGAUAACAGAUAUAGACAACGCAUUGAGGAGAAUACAAGAAUGUUGUCCAAAAAUAAUGUACGUGAGUUUACUGGGUAAUCCAGGAUGUCCCGAUCAGUUAACGAAUCCAACCUCAACCGAUGACGAGGAUUAUAAUCGUUAUAGACUCUAUGCUAUAUAUACGUUACCUUCGACACUUCGAUUUUUGGAUUCACGUCCAGUGACGAUGCAGGAACGAAAAGAUGCCGAAAGACGAGGAAAAUAUUCGAGGACUAUUAAAAUGGUUCCAGAUUUAUCACAGAAAUUCGUUUCAAAUACAAUUGAAGAUUUCGAUGAUAUAUUCUUCAAUAUUCAUUAUACUCCUUUACCAAGAUCAAUCCGCAAUCCCCUUGAUCACAAAGGAGCAUUUGGAAAAUGUAAAUAUCGAUAUUCUGGAAAGAAUUCAGAAGGAAAUCGGUUCAUUUCUAAUAAUGAUCUUUGAAUGUAAAUUGAGAAUCGGUCAUAUUUAAUUGCUUAAACACACCAUUCCAUCGAUAUCUGACAACUCAACGCGAGAAAUCGUUUCGAGUAUUGUACACACUGGAAGCAUCUUUCUCUCUCCAAGAAAGGAAAGUGUCCACAAUGCAAGCCACGUUCCAAACGCUGGAACCUUUUGUCCUUGGAUUAUAUAUAUAAAGUAAAAUUUACUUCGUAAAAUAUAUAAUAUGUAUAUUUAUGUAUAUAUAUAUCGUUUUAUGUUCUUUUUUUUUUUUUCUCCAUUCUCUGGAAGGAUUUUAAUAUCUUAUUGCUGCGAUCGACGAAUGUUUCCCCAAAAAAUAUGUGUGUACGUUUGGAACGAGGCCAUUUUCUAUUAAAAUUAUAAUAAUACGAUUGGCCACGAAGAAUUUUCAUGCACAAUGUUCAAUCUCGCCUUACGAUUGGACGGAUGUCCGUUUUAAAAAUUUUCUCUCUUUAAUCGUUUAAUAAAAAUUGUAUAAUCAACGAGAAGAAUCAAACGUCUUUUUUCAUUAUAUUGCACGAAUUUUGCGUGUCCGUGUCGAUGUUCCAUUGAUCAUCUGGCUAGGACUUUCUGUAAUAAUAUAUAAUAUAUAUAUAUAUAUACGAUGAUGAAAGAAAAGGAGGAAAUUAA